CCGUCGGUUGUGCCGAUGCUAACCUGUCCCACCGCGACACAGCGCGAUCAGCUCCUACCACGCCAGCCUCGAGGUCGCCCACGCCGUCCCCGUCCGACAACCAUGUCGAAGUGUCGCGCUCCCGCCGCUUGCGGUCGAGGAGCCCGUCCCGCGCCAGCAAUGAUUCCGUGAAUGGCCCCGGGCGCCGCAUCGAUGACCUGCCCAGGCGUGCUUCGGUCUUGCACGCCCCGAGUUCCAUGGCAAGCCGCAGCAAGCCCAUUAUUGACCAAGCAAGCGCGCCGUCACCAGCGCCGACGCCGGCGCCGAAGGAUUCCUCCGACAGUCUCGAGACCACGGGGUCCCCCCCGUCCCCACCGGACGACAAUCAUGGCAACAUGAAGUUCCUGCGCCCACUGAUAACCGAUGUGUCACUGUACACAAACUCGAACCUCGGCCCGGAAAAUGAUGAGGGGACAAGCCUGGAGGAGCUGGCGCACCUUGUGCGCCUCUCCAAGUACCAGGAGCGCAAGCGCGCAAACACCAGAAUCCGCCUCCAGAGGAGUCUGAUUUCCACUGCUCUAUCUGCCCGACUGAUGAGGUGUGGAGAAAUGGCCCACCGCAACCUGGUUGAUUGCUUUCGCGGGGACGACAAGAAGACCUUUGCAGCCCUGUACAACGCUGUCAUCGAUGUUCGGAGGAGCUGCGACGAGACCCGCCGUUACGCAUUGCUGGAGCCAGAGAUGGAACUCUUGCAGCCACCAGGGCUGGCCUCGUCCGAGAACUUGGACACCCCCACCGGAUCCGUCACCGGGUCGGCCGCCUCGCCAAACGCUGGCACCCCUUUUUUGAACGACCUUUCUGCUUCCGCCCGCGAGGCGUUCUUGCAUUUUCUGACCCAGAUUAGGACAAACCCGGACUAUUUGGCCACACGCAUCGGGUCACUCAAAAACGCGGAACUCGCGGCGCUCACGAGCUUCCACCAGAUGCUCGAGCCAAUCGAAUCCGUUCUUCCAUACCACAGUCGCUCUCCUAAUCGCGCUCCCUCGGGCAGUUCCACUUUUUCUCCGUCUGGUGCGGCGGCUGGCUCGGUGUUCGGCAGCGGGUCCAACGGAGCCGCCGGCGGAGGCAGGGAACGUAGCGCCAUUGAGCGCCUCCUCUCUUUCCAACGCCACGAUCCCAUCUCGGCCCUGAUCUUUACCUGCUUCGCUAAUUCCGCAGGGCCCGAUAGUGCGGAGGACAAGCGUCGGACCGUGACGUGGGCCAACGCCUGCGCCCGCCUGAUCUCCUCGUCGACGACGGGUAAUGAGCAGACUGUCACUGCGGUGCUCAAUGUCUGGGUCUCCAUGCGUGACUGGGCCGGAAGGUCCAACAUGGAAUGGUACCUCAUGAAGAUCCUCGAGGACGGCGCCUUUCUGCUUGACCGCGCCGAGGACCAGCAUGGGACCCGCUUCAACCUCUCGGACUGGACGCCCAAGGACCAAAUCGCCGCCGAGGAGUUUUACACCCGGGCCGUCGACGAACUCUUUGAGGUCAUCGAUGACGAGGACGCUACGGGCAUCCCUGAAGGCCUGCUUGAGCUUGGGAAUGAGAUCCUGAAACGCCUGGAUCGGAAAUACGUGGAGAGCACCCGUCGUUGGUUGAUCGCAAAGUACAUGUUUACGGUCUGGCUUCUCGGCGUAGUCAUCCACCCCGAGGCCUACGGCAUGAUGGCCGAGCAUCACAUCACCGAAUAUGGCCGUCAGAAAAUCCUGAAGACGGUUGCCAUGCAAGCCCAGAAAUACGUUGUUGAUCUGCUGCAGAGCAAGACUCCGGUAUCGACCCCGCCCAAGGUGAAGUCCCAUAUCGAGAGUAUCUACAACCGUUUCAAGGACUCGUCUAGGUUCCAGAAGAAACCUCGGCUCCUGCCCGCACGGUCCAUUACCUCCCUCAGGGAGACGGUUGAGGUCCACCCCUAUUUGGUGAUCAGCCCGGCGGACCUAGCCACCCUUGUCAAUGCGCUCUUUCCCGAACGGAGACCGCAGUCGGCCCAUUCGAGCGGCCUACGGUCCGGCGCACCCUCGAUUUCUGGCUUUUCUGCCGUCUCCCAGCCCAUGUCUAUCAGGACUGCGCCCAGCACGUUUGAUACUAUGUCGGUCCUCAGUACGAGUGCCGAGUCGUCCUUCAGCGACGCCACCACAUCCAGGGAGCCGCUUCUGGAGGAAGGUAGUCCGCGUCGCUAUUCCCCGUCCGCUCAGGAACCCCCCAAGCCCAACAAUUACGAAGAAGACGGGUAUCGGCUGCGUCUGGCUAUGCACGAAAUGACACAGACCCUGGGGCAGGAUGUCGUGUACGGCUUGUGCCAUCCGUGCGCCGAGCGGUGGGCCGUGUUGUUUAUCUCGGCAGAUGGAAGUAAACUGUCCACGCACAUGACGUUCGACCUGGACGACCAGAUCGAUGAGGGGGACACCUCGUCCAAUACCAGUGAUACCGAAGGCGAGGAGACCGAUGAUGACGGUCGUCCGGAGCUCGACAAGGAUUACCAUCAACUGCGUGACUCUAUUCUCAAGCUGGUCCAGGAAUAUGAGAUCCCCCAGAGUCUGGAGAGCGAUGGCACCAAGCAGCAGACCUUCAGCAACCGAGCGUCGACGCUCAAGAAGUACCGCUCCAAGAACCGUAUCAUCACGACGAUGGGGAGUCGAAAUCCGUACCGUCAGCGAGCCGCAAGCAUGGCGAGCAGCGUCGCCGGAAGUCCUCCCAAGAGCGCCAAAGGGAAAGAAGCGGAGCAGGCUGCCGAAAACCAGUCCCCACUCAUCACCAUGCUGACGGCAGCCUGCUCCCAGUCCCGUGCCCAAUCCGAUUUCGUCUCCGCACACUUGUACUGGAGGACGCUGCAACAGCUCAAUGCCCUGUCGUCCGAGAGCCUGCGUCGCGAUGGAUUUGCGGCAUUGCUGAAUAUCUUCUCUCGCGGGCCGCGGGACUCGAUCCGCCGCUCCGCCGCAGCAAUAGAAGAAUACGAUGCCUGGCUUGUCUGGCUUAAGCAAAGCCAAGAGCGGGCCGAAGGGUUGAUCGAAAGCAUGAUGCGCCGCCUGCGAGCCUUGCGAGACAAGAUGUGGUACGUCACCGAUGUUCGCAAUUCUGCGCCGUACGAGGACUCGCGGAACGUUGCCGCCGCGCUCAAGACGAUGGGCGCGCCUCGGCGGUGGUCCUCCUUCCAGCGCAUCAAGAGCCACAUGCAGAGGGGCCCUUCAUCCAACUACAUCUUUCGGACGGAGUCCCAGGUCCUCGACCUGCUGGCGGCGCCGGAAGAGCAAGGCGGCCCGAACAAGCUCCGCGACGAGCAGGCAGAAAAGACGGCCCGCUGGCUGCAGCAAUGCGGCAUUGAGAACUUCUGCCAAGGCGAGGAGCGCAUACACCGCUUCUGCUGCGAGGUGGACAGCUGCGUCAGCAAACUGGUCGGCGACAGCAUCAUCGAUGGACCUGUGCUUUGGUCAAGCGAACUCUUUGCCCGAGACCGCCGGGCUUUCGAAACAAGCAAGAACCCUCCCAGAGACCGGGAUCGUGACAAUCAAUCCGCCUGGGAUGAUUCCUUCAGCGUCAUCAGUGACCCCGACCGCAGGUUUGUGUCUGUUAGCCGGCCGCCUUCCAUCAACAGCAGGGAUAGGGAUCUGCGCGGCCUUUCCGGACACAAUAUGAGCCAACUAUCGGUCGAGUCGAGUCGCUUCAGCUUUUCGCGAGCCAGCACCGCCAUAUCGGAGAUCGUCGACGGGCAAGAGUAUUUCGGCGCAUCGUCUCCAGUCCACCAGAUCGACCCGAAUGCGACCUUCUGGUCACCCUUCCAACACCGGGCUACUUCUCCAACUACCGCAUCCGGAGCGCAUUCGCCAACCACCAGUCUGACCAACCUCUCCAGCUCAUUCUAUCCGCCGAACCACCAGCAGCUCCCAUCCCAGUCUCAGCAAUCCACCGGCCGGCCGGGUACAUCGACCUCUUCAGCCGAGACCGUGUACCAGCAGCGGCUUUCCGAGGAAAAAUCGCGCUUCCUCGCGGACCUACGGCAGACAUUGACCAGCCUUCUCCUCUCGGACCUUGGCAACCUCGUUUUCGCCCGCGGAUCAGAAACGGACGCGUGGUUCGAGGGCCUGGGCCAGGAGUGCAUCGACCGCCGAGAGGCAAUUCAACGCCGAGCGCGUAAAGCGCUCGUGAGAGAGAAGCGGAAGUCUGCCAAAUCCGGGUUGAAGCAGCGAUUUCUCGAGAACAACCGGAGCUUCGGUGACCUGCGCGGGUCAGGUGGGAAUGACGCACUGAGCGACAAGGCUCUGUCGGAAACGCAAAGCCUGGGCGGCGCUGAGGGGACCGGCGGCAGUCACCGGGGGAGCGUCCACGGAGGCAGCGUCCAUGGCAAUGAGAGCUCGGCGACCAGCGAUACGAUCUCGGCGCGGAGACAGAACCAGGAGUCGAGGAAGGAAUCCAUGCCGGACUUCCCGUUCACCAAAGCUUACCAACGGCUGCUGAAGAUGUUCUGCGUGCAUCCGAAUCCCUAUGUCAAACUGAAUGCGCUCUUUGAGCUGGAGCAUCUGAUUAUAGCGUCCCUGAACUCGGGAUCCCGGCGAGCCCGGCUGGCCUGGGCGCGCUCCGAGCUCGGCUCGGCAUCCUCUAACGCUGAGGAGCACGGGGCGGGAGCCGGGGUAGGUCGGUCCCAGCCAAUCGAGGAGACGAUCGACAACGUCAAGGAACGGCGCUCGCAGACGCUGAUGCAGGCACCCACCUUCGGCACGGGCGGCCAUGCCCAGACAGGUCGAGCGUCCGGCGGAGGGGGGAACACGGAGACCCGCUCCGUCGUCUCCGGCUACCCCGCGAAUACAGAUGCCGUCGCGAAUAUCUUGCGAGCCCUCUUCCGCGAUCCGUCCCUCCGCCCGAAGACCCUGUUCCGCGAUCUGCAGUUCAUCUCUGCCUUUGUGCCUCCGGCGAUCCUCGACAAGACCGAACGAGGCAAGGCCUUCUGGGACGCCGGUCUGGCCGCCCUCAACCUCAAACAAGAGGUGUGCCGCACAAUGGUCGAAGUAGCCGACGAAAUCGUCAAGAAGUAUACCCAGGAGCGCAAUGCCGCCGCGGCCCGACCCGGAACGGCCACAACGGCGAGUAGCACCGUUUCAGACUCGGCUGCCGGGGCACCCACCGGCAGCGACAACCAACCCUCUUCUCCCGCCUCCCCUUCUCCGCCAUCCUCCCCUCCCUCGCCCUUACCCUUAUCAACGUACUCCCUCGCCGACGCCGCCCGCAUGUGGACCAUCACCGCGAAAGAAGGCGACCCGACUGCCCAGCGCGAGCUCGCCCUCUGCUACCUCUCCCAGCCGGAGCUGGUCCAGCGCAUCACCCUGCCGCUGUCCAAGCCGCGCGAGGUGUUCAAGCAGGCCGUCAUCGAAAAGUACGGCGGCAGCGGCGGCGGCAGCGGCGGCGGCGGCAGGUCGGGAGGCCUGGGGGCCGGCUCCGGGUCCGGCAGGUAUCACCACCACCAUCACCACCACCACGGCGGCGGCCACCACCACAACCAGCACGCGGGCGCUGCUGCGCAGGGCCGGAUGCAGGGCUCGCAGGCCGGGGGGCCGGGUGGUGCGCUCGGCUCGGGCGCCGGCGGAGCGGGAGGCGGCGCUGGUUCGGGCGGAGCCGGCGCUGGUGCGGGGGCGGGAGGAGGCGUGGGGAAGCAGGAUGGCGCGGUCGAGGAUGUCCGGAGCGACCCCGCGCUGAUGUGCGUCGCCAUCCAUUGGAUGGAGGCGGCUGAGCGCGGGGGCGAUGAGUUGGCCCGGACGUUUAUGGCGCAGAACGAGAUGGGGCAGGGAUGAUGGAUGGAUGGAUGCGAGU
This is a messenger RNA of Thermothielavioides terrestris NRRL 8126, 5817 nucleotides long. RefSeq lists its product as uncharacterized. The coding region runs from base 237 to 5798 and encodes 1853 amino acids. The record is from RefSeq and is a predicted model, not a curated record. Lineage: Eukaryota; Fungi; Ascomycota; Sordariomycetes; Sordariales; Chaetomiaceae. The transcript has a single exon.